This is a messenger RNA of Ascoidea rubescens DSM 1968, 2960 nucleotides long. It is a transcript of the gene PRP24, whose product is annotated as U6 snRNP complex subunit PRP24. The coding region runs from base 33 to 2879 and encodes 948 amino acids. Lineage: Eukaryota; Fungi; Ascomycota; Saccharomycetes; Ascoideales; Ascoideaceae. The record is from RefSeq and is a predicted model, not a curated record. The transcript has a single exon. Gene Ontology annotation, molecular function: protein binding; RNA binding.
UUGAUCAGUGGCUAGCCGAUGAGAACAAAUUGAUGAAUUCAAGUCAACUAAUAGAUAUCGAAAUCACUUUAGAGAAUAUUGACCAAAUUUAUCAAUUAAUCUUGAAAGAUUAUCCUUCUUACUAUUAUUGGAAACUUUACUUGGAUCAUGUUUUAGACCUUUAUUAUAAUAAAGAAGAUAAGUUUCAAAACUAUUAUACCAACGAAGUCAUUGAAAAACUUUUUCAUUCUGUCUUUGAUGAUAUUUCCUAUGAUAUUAAGAAUAGCCAUAAUAUUUGGGAUUUGUAUUAUAAAUUUAAAUUUGAUGAUUUAGAAAAUGGAAAUAAAGCUUAUAAUGACAUUGAUAAUUUUCAAAAGAUACAAAAGGAUUACUAUUUAAAAAGACUAUCAUUGCCAAAUCUUACUAAUGAAGAAUUUUUUUCUAAUUAUUCUUCUUUUAUUUCCAAAUUCAAUUCAUCUAAUUUGAAUAUUAAUUAUGAACGCGAAAUGAUUAAUGCCAACAAAAUAUUUAAAAACUCAAAUUUUUAUUUGAAGAAUUAUGAAAAUUUUGAAUUUCAAUUGUCUCUGAAUUUGGAUUCAAUCAAUAAUCCUGGAUUUUGGCUGAGAUAUUUACGGUUUCAAUUCAAAAAGUCAACAAAGAAUAUACAUUUAAAAAUUGUUGGCUCACUCUUUGAGAGAGCUAUAUUAAACUUAUCGGAUCUCAGUUUAGAUUUAACAGCUGGAAAUGAUCUUAUUCAGAUAUGGGCAUCUUAUCUAUUUUAUCUAUAUAAUUAUGAUGCUGAUAAUAGCGAUUUUAUCAGGAAAAUAUUAAAAAGAUUCGUAAGAACUUUCCCCCGAAACACUGGUGCUUGGUCUGAAUUUUUUAUAAAUUUAUCUACAAUUCAAAAUUCAAACUUAUUAUUAGAAACAUACAAAGAAUCUAUAAAAACAAUAUUGUUGUUAAAUAUCCAACAUUCCCAACCCUAUCAGGAUUGGAAAAAGUUGGCAAUGUCUAUUUUAUCAUUUCAAUUAUCUAUUGUAACAUCUGAUCAUAAUAACCAAUUGAAAGAUUACACUCUUGAAGAGAGCUUAAAGGAUAUUGAAAAUUUCUUUGAGUUUGCAAUUCAAAACUCAGACAUUUAUCAUUCGCUUGAAAAAUUCAUUAUAUCUAUGGUAUCAAUUUACAAUGGACCUGAAAAAGCGUUAGAUUAUUUGAAUGAUUUAAUCAAAGAGUUUCCAAAUGAAUGUGAGUUAUGGUUAUAUUACAUUGAACAAAAUUCCAAAUUUAACAAUGAAUAUAAGAGUAUUUCAAAACUAUUUACCAAAGGAAUGAAUCACAUUAAAAAUAUGGACUGGCCAGAAAGAUUUAUCGAUGAAUGGCUAAGAUUCGAAAUGUUAAGUGGUAAUAUGAAUGGUUAUAAGGUUGCAAUAAGUAAAUCUCAGAAAGAGUUGGACAUAAUCAAUAUAAGAAGAUUGCAAAAAUCUUCACAAGAUAACGUGUCUUUAAUGGAAAUUGACGAUGAAAACAAAACUUCUAAAAGAAAAAUAGAGAGUGUUGAAGAUAAGAAGGAUAAUGACAUAAUAGAUGAUGAGAAACUUGUUAACAAAAAAUUGAAAACAGAAAAAGUCGAUAAAAAUCAGAAAAAUAAAGACAAUUCUAAUUCUAAUUCUAAUUCUAAUUCUAAUUCUAAUACUGAUACCUCAUUUACUAGAAAUCGGGAAAAUUAUACUGUCAAAGUCUCUAAUUUACCACAUAAUGUAUCCAAGGUUGAAUUUCUUAAUUUUUUCAAUGAUUGUGGACAAAUAUUGGAUUCUCGUAUUGUCCAGUUUAGUAAGAGUUCACAAGCGACUAUUGAGUUUGCUUUAAAAGAAUCUGUAUUAUCAGCACUUACAAAGACUUUUAAAAAAUUUGGUGAUAGAGAAAUAACAGUGAGCCAAUCAUUUGAUACGACAGUUUGGGUAACGAAUUUUAAUCCUAUUGAGACUGCUGAGUCUCUUACUAAAUUAUUUAAUGAAGCAGGAAAAGUUGUGGAUAUUCGAUUUCCUUCUUUAAGAAGUAAUGUAAAUAAGAGAUUUUGUUAUAUUGAAUAUCUUGAUUCUAAAGAUGCUCAAAAAGCAGUUGAUAAAUUUGAUGGAAUGAUGAUUGAUGGGAAGUCUGAUCAAGCUCAUAAAUUGGUUGUGAAGAUUUCGAAACCCGAAGAGAAACAAAAUAGAUCUGGCGCUACAGAAGAAGGAAGAGAAGUUUAUGUAAAUAACAUUGAUUUUUUUAGAGUUGAUAAAGAUAAAGUUGAGAAAAUUUUUGAAAAAUAUGGAAGAAUUGAAAGAGUUCGUUUACCUUUAUCUGGUCGAAAUAAAUUACAGGGAAAACAGCAUGAUGGGUAUGGGUUUGUUGUCUUUUUUGAAAAGAAAAAUGCAGAUAAAUCACUUGAAUUGAAUUUAAGUAAAUUAGAAGGAAGGAUAAUUGAUGUUUCAAUUGCAUCGAAACAAAAAAGUAGACAAAACAAAUCAAUAAUCGAGGAUUCUGAAAAAAGAAGUGAGAGGAAAAUAAGUUCUGAAACUAUUGAAGCUAAAACUAUAUCAAUACUCAAUAUACCAGAUUCGGUCAAUUCGUCACAGAUUUAUAAGAUAUGUCAAGAAGUUGGGCCGGUAGUGAAAGUCGAUUUAAGACCUAGCUUGAAUGGAGCAAUAGUUGAAUUUGAAAGAGUUAAAGAUGCUGGAAAGGCAGAUUUGGUGCUUUCUGGGAGAAAAAUUCAAGAUAAAGCGAUUAAAAUUGGGUCAAGAAAUGAAUUGAAGAAUCUGAAUGGUGGAAAUGAGAUAAAAGGGGAGUCUUCUAAAGUUAAUAAAGCUAAUCGAGUUAGUUUGAUGGUUCCUACUGCUUUGAGAAGACGAAAAAGGAUUUAAAAAAAGGAAUAUUAAUUUAUGGUAUUUCUAUAUAUAUAUGGAUGUAUAUAUAUAUAUGGAUAAUGAGAUUUAUUGGGGCGU